Linnemannia hyalina is the source of this 600-nucleotide messenger RNA. The record is from the annotation of a GenBank genome assembly. NCBI's taxonomy places the organism in Eukaryota, Fungi, Mortierellomycota, Mortierellomycetes, Mortierellales, Mortierellaceae.
AUGUUCCCCCAUACCAUCAUCCUUGUCAUGGUCAGCACCUUAACCAUCACCUCCUCAGGCGUAGCCCUCUCCGCUACUCAAGACCAAGUUUCCAGCAAGCGAGAUAUGUCAUCCGUCUGGCUGGCUCAAGCAGAGGCUCAAGCCAUGGUCCCCCUCAAGCGGCGCAACAAUGUUGUUCAACCUGCUGGUACUUACAUGAAGCCUCACCGAGACUGCGACGAUGACGAAGAUGAUGGUGAUGAUGAUGAUGAUGAUGACGACGACGAGGACGAUGAAGAUGAUAAUGAUGAUAAGGACGAGUGGGACGAGGGCGAUAACAAUGGCAAUGGACACCACGGCGGCCACCACGGUAACAACAAUCCCCACACCGAUAUUGGACACGGCACCAACGGCAGACAGGGGAUAAUGGAUGGAACGCAUGAUGAGUCGGGGACAUUUACGGGUACCUACACAGAGACGAUGGUUCCUGGCGCGACUGCGACGAACCCGGCUGGCCAGCCCGAGAUGACUGGUAGACCCUCGACUGCUUCAGUUGUUAACACCCGUAGUGGUGCAGGACUCGCGUUGGUCUCGCUCGUCUUGGCCGCCUAUUUCAUGUAA